GCCUAGUGAUGUCAAGCGCUCUUGCUUUCUCGCUCAUGAUGACUGCCCUGUCAUUCGCGGGUGUAUGUAUCAUGCUGCCCGAUGUGGGCACCUUGAGGAAUCCAACAGCUGACUUUAGGCUGACAUUUUGUUGGUCAACCGCUUUCCACCGGCCCUACUACUUUCCUAGUCCAAGGACGUCUUUGCGGCACGCACGCGGCUGUGCGGCAACAGCACGACUGAAUUUGUGAUUGCAUUGCAAAAGCCAUCAAGGAUUCCAAAAACGGGAUAGGUCCCCCGAAGGAAUGCUUUCAGAUCACCGCGCGCUUUCUUUGCGUCUCGUUUGACCUCAAGCUCGCUUGUGUUGCCGUAUAACAAGAGCCGCGCGGCCGGUACGCGCGAGAUCGGUGUUACACUCACAGACAAAGUCAACCUGAUACUAUGCGGAGAAUAGGGAAUGCAAAAUCAUGAAAGAUAAGAGAUGCCAGAAUAAGAUAGACA
Messenger RNA from Mixia osmundae IAM 14324, 480 nucleotides. RefSeq lists its product as uncharacterized. The record is from RefSeq and is a predicted model, not a curated record. The coding region runs from base 9 to 230 and encodes 73 amino acids. The transcript has a single exon. NCBI's taxonomy places the organism in Eukaryota, Fungi, Basidiomycota, Mixiomycetes, Mixiales, Mixiaceae.